AGAACAUGACAGAGAUCAUCCUGUCUGGCCGCAGCUCUUCAUCGAAGUAGAUAAUAUCACGUACAGACUGUAGCUAACUCACUUUUCUUUCCACUGACGGGUUUCUCACGCACGGUGAUGCUGAGAUGCUGACGAUGUGGCUCUAAAUGUGAUGAAACGUAAGGGUUUGAUGGCGAUACGACAGGUUUUCUCACUGCGAAGGGUUCGAUUCUUCCUCAAGCAGCUUGAAAUGUGAUGAAAUCGAGAGAAGCUGCUCUGCUGAGCCUUUUCUGUAUUUGUCUUUCUCAGAUAAAUGUCUCGGACAUAUGUAGUUUCUCCUGCACAGUUCUUUAUGAUUUGACAUGGACGUAAUGUGCCCUUUAAGGCUGUGCACAGCAGCACAGAUCUUCAUUUCAAAUCUUAUCUCUGGUGUGCACAUAUUUACAAGUUUGCAUGUUGUCAGAACCACAAAAGAUUCCUCACCUGAUGCAGCAGAAGGAGCCCGACCAGCUCGGUCUGUUGCCACAAUCAGCCAUUUUCACUAUUUUCUACAAUAUAGUAAGUAUUUAUUUAAUUCUCACCAAUAUUUUAUAUGCCAUACGUACAAUAGAAAAGACUCGUAUGGUAAAGUCAAAUGUUCCUGCUGUGCUUGUUUCAACUUUUAAACUUUUGUUUAAUUUUGCUGUGACGACUUGCAGCUCAAGUUUAGAGUUCAUCUUUCACUCACGUCUGUUCAUUCCAUCUCCUUUUCUGUCAGGUGCUUUAGAUGGAGAUGCUGCCACAAACCAGUGAAGUUCAGAUGCAGAUGAUGAGGGUCACUGCAGUCGUGUCUGUGAAUGUGCUGACAGCCAACAUGUUACUGAGUGUCUUCUUUGUUUCAGGUGUUUUGGCUGCUUGUCCUAAGCCAGCAGUCCUCUUCAUUACUGCACCAAAGAAGAUGGAAGCACUGAAUGGAUCUUGUUUGCAAAUCCCAUGUAACUUUACAUUUCGACCAGAACAAGAGUUUGACAGCAGGAGAGAAACCUUUGGAGUGUGGAUUAAAAGUAACCCACAUUUUGACAGCAAAUCAAACAAUGUGAUCUUCAACAGCAGUGGGACAGUUAACACCUAUCCAAUGAGGAUUACUGGAAACCUGAGUGAGAAAGACUGCACCACUCUGUUUUCCAGUUUAUUAACAAGUUACACAGACACGUACUACUUCAGAGCUGAGAAUCAACCACUCAUAGCAACAGCUACUUGUGAUCCUGUUCAAAUAAGAGUUCAAGAUUCUCCUCCGAGGCCCAGAAUUGAGAUCUCAGGUGAUCUGAAGGAGGAGCAGUCUGUCACUAUAACCUGCUCAGCUGUCACUCCCUGUCCACACUCCCCUCCUCAACUCACCUGGAGUCUCCAACAAGACGCUCGCAACAACAUGGAGGAAAACGCAGAUGGAACCUUUACAACUAAAAUCCAGGAGACCAUCACUCUGUCAGACCAACAUGAUGGAAACAACAUCACCUGUUCUGCCACAUAUCCUGUGAAUGAAGGAAAAGAUGUCAGGACGGCCCAGGAGACAAAGACUCUCAGUGUGUCAUAUGCUCCCAAGGACACCUCAGUGUCCAUCAGUCCAUCAGGUUUGGUGUCAGCAGGUAGCUGGGUGAACCUGACCUGCUCCAGCAGAGCCAAGCCUCCUGUCAGCUUCAGCUGGUUCAGGAUCAGCAAAGAUGGACCCACGUUGGUAUCUGAAGGACACUUUUACAGCUUUAAUGUGACAGAAGGAGGACUUUAUUACUGCGUGGCCACAAAUGAGCUUGGCAAUCACUCAUCAAUAAUCCGUAUUGAUAUUGAAGGUCCUCCAAAGUCGUUUGGGGUUAACGUCUACGUUACAGUGAAGAUCCUGGGCAUCAUAAUGCUCUACAGUACACUCUUCAUCUUUGAGGGGUGCUUUAGAUGGAGAUGCUGCCACAAACCAGUGAAGGAGGCAGUCGAAGCAGACUACGUCAACAGAGUGAUUGAGAUUCAAGCGUCAUGAAGGACAAGAGAAAGACAUGUCCACCAUGAAUGGAAUGUUUCUCUGUCUUAAAUCUGAAAUGACUCUGGAGAUGAUCUGUGAGAUGGAUGGAAAGCGGGACAAACGAUUGUUUCUGUAGAAGAUAACACAAAUAUAAUAUGCUGUAUUAGUUAGUGACUGAGCUGAUUUAUGUCAUUCUUACACUAAUUCUUUGUCUUUGCCUCAAUGCUUCUUUGUAUGUACAAAUAUCUGAAAGUGUGAAGAAUUUGUAUUAAUGCCAACAUUAAAUCAUAUUAAUGAUCAUGUGUUUUGUAUCCAAAAUGUGUCUGCAAAGAAUGGCACAAAUAUCAUUUUUUAGUCUUUUUGUUUUGUAUUGUUUUACUGAUACCGGUGUUUUCUGUUGAUAGUUUGGCUUUGUUCAAUAUCAACAGAAUAAAUACAUUUUCACCAUUG
Molecule: messenger RNA, 2419 nt
Organism: Scatophagus argus
Lineage: Eukaryota; Metazoa; Chordata; Actinopteri; Scatophagidae
Product: vascular cell adhesion protein 1-like
Exons: 8
Coding region: 746-1987 (413 amino acids)
Source: RefSeq, a predicted model, not a curated record